GUGCAGCUGCAAUUCUCCAGCCUUGACGGUCUGCCGGGCACCCCGAUCAGCAUCGACCUUCGGGCAGAGCCAGGCUCUCUGUGCGGCCUCCGUGUUGUGGAUCAGAGUGUUCUGCUCCUGAAACCGGAGAAGGAACUAACGAUAGACAGCAUCUACUCCAGCCUGCCGAUGGCCGACCUGCAUCAGUACCAUUAUCAGGUUAUGGAGACCAACGCUGACUUUUGUCCGCCAGACCCCCAAUACUGGCACCACCGGCAGGGUCAGAAGACGCUAUUUGACGUCCACCAGCUGCUCGAGGGAAUGGGUCUGAAGAUCUUUACGGACCUUGAUUAUCACGUCCCUGUGGACUGCCAUGCGUUCCGCUGGGAAUACCACCACGGCGCGCCUGGGGAAUUUGGAAUGCGGGUGAACACCCGGCUGCGUCUUUUCAGCCAGUCUUUUCCGAGAGUUGGUGCUAUGCCGGCCAAUCACCCCGGCCCCGGGCAAGGAACACCUCUCCCCGCAGAAAAGGUCCGGGAAUACUUCCCGGAGACCUGGAUCUGGGACCUGGUGCCGGUCAGUCCCGCCGGACGGGCCAGCCUCGACGUCACCAUCCCGGAUGCCAUCACCGAGUGGAAGGGGAGUGCGUUCUGCAGCGGGGAUGCAGGCUUCGGCCUGUCGCCAACGACGUCUCUGAUCGCCUUCAAACCCUUCUUUGUGGACCUGGUGCUUCCCUACUCCGUGGUCAGGACCGAGGGCUUCUCCCUCAAAGCCAAGAUCUUCAAUUACAUGAUGGACAGCCUCGUGGUCAAGGUCACCCUGGAGGAGGCCGAGGGCUUCGAUUUGAUCUCCAACCGUGAGCAUCAGCUGUGCGUUCAGUCGAAGGACAGCGUCACCCCACAGCUGGAAUCUCACCACCUCGGGCCUGGGCAAGGUGAACAUCACGGUGCGGGCAGAGUCUGUCACCUCGCCCAUCCUGUGUGGGAACGAAGCCAUCGUCGUGCCAGCCCGGGGAGCCGUCGACAUCGUCCGCAAGCCGCUCAUCAUCGAGCCCGAAGGCUCGGAGGUCGAGUUGUCGCACAGCUCCUUGAUCUGUCCCGCAGGGAAGCAGCUCAGCGAGAAGAUCCACCUCCAGGUGCCCGAGGACGUGGUGGAAGGGUCGGUCAGAGCCUACGUCACUGUGCUGGGUGAUCUGAUGGGGAGUGCGAUGGAGAACCUGGACCACCUUCUCAGGCUGCCCACGGGCUGCGGAGAGCAGAACAUGGUGAAGUUUGCCCCCAACAUCUACGUGCUGAGUUACCUCCAGAAGACGCACCAGCUCACGC
Molecule: messenger RNA, 1304 nt
Organism: Hypanus sabinus (Atlantic stingray)
Lineage: Eukaryota; Metazoa; Chordata; Chondrichthyes; Myliobatiformes; Dasyatidae
Product: alpha-2-macroglobulin-like protein 1
Exons: 10
Molecular function (GO): endopeptidase inhibitor activity
Source: RefSeq, a predicted model, not a curated record